Brassica oleracea var. oleracea is the source of this 768-nucleotide messenger RNA. Its product is annotated as serine/threonine-protein kinase/endoribonuclease IRE1a-like. The record is from RefSeq and is a predicted model, not a curated record. The transcript has 4 exons. Gene Ontology annotation, cellular component: IRE1-TRAF2-ASK1 complex. Gene Ontology annotation, molecular function: RNA endonuclease activity; ATP binding; protein serine/threonine kinase activity. Gene Ontology annotation, biological process: IRE1-mediated unfolded protein response; intrinsic apoptotic signaling pathway in response to endoplasmic reticulum stress; protein phosphorylation. The coding region runs from base 1 to 768 and encodes 255 amino acids. NCBI's taxonomy places the organism in Eukaryota, Viridiplantae, Streptophyta, Magnoliopsida, Brassicales, Brassicaceae.
AUGAAUCUUGUGAAGAGGAAUGAAGAUAAAGGGGAAGAGACUAUUGGUGAUUUGAAACUCAGUUUAGACACUCAACUUGGAAGCAAAAGUUCUAAAGUCUUUUUGGGGAGAUUUAAAAACCGUGAUGUUGCUGCGAAACGCUCUCUUAUUAUUAAGAAGGGUUCUAGUAAUUUAGGUUGGCGACCAGUCGACAAGUCAGUUACCUAUGCAUUAGAUAUGUUCAGCUUUGGGUGUAUUCUCUUUUAUUCACUCUCCGGUGGUCUUCAUCCUUUUGGAGAUGAGAAGAAUUGUGUUAAACACAUUGCUAGUAACCAACCAAGUUUAUCGGAAAUAAAUCAUCUGCCAGAAGCUAAGCAACUCGUUAGAGGUUUGCUGAACUCUAAUCCUGAAUCACGUCCUAGUGCAUCUGAAGUGCUUAAACAUCCAAUAUUUUGGAGCACAGAUAAAAAGAUUCAAUUAAUUGUUGAGGCUAGUGACCAUUUCACUGCUGUACCAGCCUUUCUGCAAAAUCUUACAGCCACUGAAAGAAAGAUAACGACUGCAUUGGCUAAGAAAUGGGUCAGCCAGGUAGAUGGAAAUGUCUUGAAUUCAAUGAGAAGUAAGUACAGGGACAACGAUUUUGGGGAAUUGGUGCGUUUCUUCAGGAAUUGUAAAUGUCACUACUCUGAUAUCAUGAUAGAUAUAAAGGGGAGUAUAGUUUCUAUUCAGACGGUUAUGGGAGACAUGCCAGAUGGAUUUCAUAGCUAUUUUGCUUCCCAGAAUUGCUGA